This is a messenger RNA of Cololabis saira (Pacific saury), 1013 nucleotides long. RefSeq names its product tetraspanin 7b (gene tspan7). Gene Ontology annotation, cellular component: membrane. The transcript is spliced from 8 exons. Bases 69 to 803 code for a protein of 244 amino acids. NCBI's taxonomy places the organism in Eukaryota, Metazoa, Chordata, Actinopteri, Beloniformes, Belonidae. The record is from RefSeq and is a predicted model, not a curated record.
CGGAGACGGAGACGCUCCUGUUUCUUCGUGCGUCGAUUCCUCCACAGCGGCUUCAACCCUCGUCCACCAUGGAGACCAAGCCGGUCAUCACCUGCCUCAAAACGCUGCUCAUCGUCUACUCCUUCGUGUUCUGGAUAACAGGGGCCAUCCUGCUGGCCGUGGGGGUCUGGGGGAAGCUCAUGCUCGGCCCCUACAUCUCCCUGAUCGCCGACAACUCCACCAACGCGCCGUACGUGCUGAUCGGCACCGGCACCGUCAUCAUCGUGUUCGGCCUGUUCGGCUGCUUCGCCACCUGCCGGGGAAGCCCCUGGAUGCUGAAGCUGUACGCCAUGUUUCUGUCGCUCGUCUUCCUCGCUGAGCUGGUGGCGGGAAUAUCCGGAUUCGUGUUUCGCCAUGAGAUAAAAGGAAACUUUCACAGGACUUACACUGACGCCGUCCUGAACUACAACGCCGAGAACGAAGCGAGCCGCGCCGUCGACAACCUGCAGCACAAGCUGCGCUGCUGCGGCGUCUACAACUACACCAGCUGGUUCGCCAGCGUGUACUACCCGCCCCACGGCAUCCCGGCCAGCUGCUGCUUCAACUCCUCCGACUGCAGCCCCGACGCGCUGCGCAACGCUACGGUGGCCCCGAGCAAGGUGUUCCACCAGGGCUGCUUCGAGCUGGUCACCUCCUUCAUGGAGACCAACAUGGCCAUCAUCGCCGGCGUGACGUUCGGCAUCGCCUUCUCCCAGCUGAUCGGCAUGCUGCUGGCCUGCUGCCUGUCCAGGAUCAUCACAGCCAACCAGUACGAGAUGGUCUAGCUGACGUGACGCGGCAGGGAGAUAAAGAGAAGAAGAGUCCCGGCUCGCCGCGAGAGUCCGUUCCAUCAACGCCAUCGACACCCCCGACCUGGAAUGAGCUCCGACUAUCUCUCUGCCUGUGAUCUUAAUGUAAAAUCUUAAUGUAUGUUACUGUAAAGCACUAUUUCCUCGACCCAUCAAAGCUUUCUGCAGCAUCAUCGCGCCGCUGCU